Messenger RNA from Vollenhovia emeryi, 1656 nucleotides. RefSeq names its product putative odorant receptor 92a. Gene Ontology annotation, molecular function: odorant binding; olfactory receptor activity. Gene Ontology annotation, cellular component: plasma membrane. The coding region runs from base 158 to 1387 and encodes 409 amino acids. The record is from RefSeq and is a predicted model, not a curated record. Gene Ontology annotation, biological process: sensory perception of smell; detection of chemical stimulus involved in sensory perception of smell. NCBI's taxonomy places the organism in Eukaryota, Metazoa, Arthropoda, Insecta, Hymenoptera, Formicidae. The transcript has 5 exons.
GAAGAAUAGCCCUUGCUGAAAGUCGCCACGAAGAAGCAAACUCCUCGCACGCAAGCGCUCACGUUAACUUGCGUACCACCCGAUCAACGAUCCCACGGCGAUCACUUUGUCGCAGUCAGUCAGAAAUCAAACGUGCGAAGCGAAUAAUUGUGGAACAAUGAUCGCGGGCAUGUCGCCGGCCGACGACCGCGCGGUAUUCCGAAACUUCAACUAUAGAUUGGACACGGAGUACGUAGAAAGAGUCGCCAAAAUUCUAUUGACUCCCAUCGGCGUCUGGCCUCUUUACGGGGGCGACUCUACGAUGGAUAAAAUCAAAUACUUUUCCCAGACAAGCGUAACAUUUUGCUUAAUGUGCUUUCUACUCGUUCCGCACGUCAUAUAUACCUUCUUCGACGCGGAGGACCUGACCAGAUACAUGAAAGUUAUAGCCGCUCAGGUGUUCAGCCUGUUGGGUAUCAUAAAAUUUUGGACAAUGAUCAUCAACAAAAACGACAUCAAGAGCUGUCUACAAGAGAUGGAGAUUCAAUACAGAGAUGUGGAGAGCGAGGAGGAUCGACUGGUGAUGCUGAAGAACGCCAGGCUCGGCAGGCAAUUCACGAUUAUAUACUUGGGCUUGUUGUACGGUGGCGCGUUGCCUUAUCACAUAAUUAUGCCACUGGUAGCGGAUAAGAUCGUCAAAGAAGACAACACGACGCACUUGCCUCUGCCCUAUCUCAGCGACUAUGUAUUCUUCGUGGUGGAAGACUCACCGUUCUACGAGAUCCUCUUCGUCGUUCAGAUUAUAUUCAGCACCAUGAUCCUGUCGACAAACUGCGGCGUUUACAGUUUAAUCUCCAGCUGCGUGAUGCAUGCCUGCUGCUUGUUCGAGAUUGCCCGCAGACACAUGGAAACAUUACUGAUUGGUGGUACUGAUCACUUUCAUGAACGAUUCGGCUGGAUAGUCACGCACCACAUGCGAGCUCUCAGGUAUGUUGAGAUGAUCGAAAAUUCAUUCAAUUUCGUCUUUCUAUCAGAGAUGGUUGGAUGUACUGUUAUCAUAUGUUUCCUUGAAUAUGGCGUUCUCAAGGAAUGGGAAGACAACCAACUAUUUGGCGUAAUUAUAUAUUUUAUAUUAGCCACUUCAAUCUUCGUAAACGUUUUUACCUUAUCAACUAUCGGCGAUCGUCUUAAGGAGGAGAGUGUGAAGAUUGGAGAGGCGUCGUAUUCCAUCGACUGGUACACGGUACCAACGAAAAACGUCAAUAGCCUAAUUAUGGUGAUGGUCAGAACGAAUCGUCCAUCAACUUUGACAGGUGCUAAAAUGUUUGAUAUCUCUCUUCAAAGUUUCUGUGAAGUGUGCAAAACAUCAAUGGCGUAUUUGAAUUUUAUUCGAAUGCUUACAACAUAAAAAUGUGGUUAUUCCAAAUGCCAUCCACUGAAAUAUUAAUUUUUUCUCUUGCUCAAAAUAUAUUAACUUCUUACCUACAUUAAAUCACAAAUACAAAAUAUUAUAUUCAUCAUUUCUCAUGUGCUCGUAUCUAUUAUUUAGCGAUGCUCAUUAAGGCGACAUUUACGGAUCGAAUGAUGAAUCAAUUACAUUACUAAUUCAUUAAUAAUUAAUUAAAAUGACAUUAAGACUGUUUUUAGGACAAACAUUAAAGCAGCAUUAACGCUCCU